Molecule: messenger RNA, 474 nt
Organism: Salvia splendens (bonfire salvia)
Lineage: Eukaryota; Viridiplantae; Streptophyta; Magnoliopsida; Lamiales; Lamiaceae
Product: probable disease resistance RPP8-like protein 4
Exons: 1
Coding region: 1-474 (157 amino acids)
Molecular function (GO): ADP binding
Source: RefSeq, a predicted model, not a curated record
AUGGAGGAGCAGUACGCCAAUCUGCUGGACAAUCUGCUGCCUGAGGAAGAAGACAAAGCUGCUGAUUUUGACGGAAGCAAAUCGAAGAUGGUUGGUUCAUCCGAUCUAUUCGGUAAUUUCAAACAUAUGUUCAUCGUCCGCAACUAUUUUGGCCUGCCGAUUUUCUCUCUCGUCGGUAUGGCGGGAAUCGGUAAGACUACUCUUGCUGGGGAAAUAUAUUAUGAUCCGUUGAUUUUGAGCCAUUUUGAUUGCUGUGCUUGGGUUAAAGUAGGUAGAAAAUGUGAAUUGAGUGAAAUCCCUUGCCACAUUCUUGCUCAAGUAGAUAAAUCUUUUAGAGAAGGAGAUGGAGAUGGUGACUGUGAAGUGAUAAAUCAGCGUUUAUAUGAUUUUUUGAAGGAUAAAAGAUACUUGAUUGUGUUGGAUGACGUGUGGGAAACGAAGGUGGGAUUAUUUGGAGUGUUGUUUUCCGAAUAG